Messenger RNA from Olea europaea var. sylvestris, 1891 nucleotides. RefSeq names its product D-xylose-proton symporter-like 3, chloroplastic. Gene Ontology annotation, biological process: transmembrane transport. Bases 88 to 1755 code for a protein of 555 amino acids. Gene Ontology annotation, molecular function: transmembrane transporter activity. Gene Ontology annotation, cellular component: membrane. The transcript has 14 exons. Lineage: Eukaryota; Viridiplantae; Streptophyta; Magnoliopsida; Lamiales; Oleaceae. The record is from RefSeq and is a predicted model, not a curated record.
AAAUUUGGAACGUAAAAAGCUGCAAUCAACAACUAGAAAGUACCCGUAAAUGAAUAAUUUGUUUUCCCUGUCUAUAUUGUUUCAAGAAUGUCUCUAAUUUCUGCUCAACCUUUGUUUUAUCCCAAACUCUCAAGAACGAAAUCACCACUAGUUCAUACCAAGAAUUCGCAACCACUCCACCUUAUUAAGAAAAUACGUAAUAGCCCUAUCCCAUGUUCGAAAAGCUACUUAUUUUUGCCUAAUGAUGAAAAAUUGAAAAUGGGAUUGUUGUCCAGUGGCAGAUUCAAAUCACAGGUGGGAGCUUCUUCUGGAGAAGCUAAAUCGUUUGAUUCUGAAAGGGCACCUCAAGAGGUUUUUGCUUGGUCUUCUGUUAUUUUGCCAUUUCUGUUCCCUGCCUUGGGCGGUUUGUUAUUUGGCUAUGACAUUGGUGCAACGUCUGGAGCUACCAUCUCAUUGCAGUCACCUGACCUUAGUGGCACAAAUUGGUUCAAUCUUUCAGCCAUUGAACUCGGUCUAGUGGUUAGCGGUUCCCUUUAUGGAGCUCUUCUCGGUUCCCUCAUUGUUUACCCAAUUUCAGAUUUCCUUGGAAGGAGGAGAGAACUUAUCACUGCAUCUGUCUUCUACGUAUUUGGUGGUUUGUUGACGGCUUAUGCUCCUGGUCUCGGGGUUCUCUUAGUAGGUCGGCUUCUAUAUGGUCUUGGUAUUGGUGUGGCCAUGCAUGGGGCACCUCUCUAUAUAGCAGAGACUUGUCCCUCUCAAAUUCGGGGAACUUUGAUAUCUCUAAAGGAGCUCUUCAUAGUUCUGGGUAUAUUGUUGGGUUAUUUUGUUGGUAGUUAUGAAAUUAAUGCUGUUGGAGGAUGGCGUUACAUGUAUGGAGUCAGUGCUCCUAUUGCCUUAGUUAUGGGGUUAGGUAUGUUGAGUCUCCCGCCAUCCCCACGAUGGUUACUUCUUAGGGCUGUUCAAGGUAAAGGGCCCUUGCAAGAAUACAAAGAGAAGGCCAUCAUUGCUUUACAAAGGCUAAGAGGCUGGUCGACUGGCGACAAAGUCUCUGAAAAGCAAAUUGAAGAUACCAUUGUCUCACUGAAAUCUGCAUAUACUGAUCAGGAGUCGGAAGGAAGUUUUCUAGAGGUGUUCCGGGGGCCUAGUUUGAAAGCACUUAUAAUUGGUGGAGGAUUGGUACUUUUUCAACAGAUAACUGGGCAGCCUAGUGUUCUGUAUUAUGCUGGUUCGAUUCUUCAGACUGCUGGAUUCUCUGCGGCUGCUGAUGCUACAAAAGUUUCGGUCAUCGUUGGCAUUUUUAAGUUGCUGAUGACCGGAAUAGCUGUCCUAAAGGUUGACGAUCUUGGGAGACGACCCUUGCUGAUUGGAGGUGUCAGCGGGAUUGCUCUCUCUCUGGUGCUUCUUUCUGCCUAUUACAAAUUUCUUGGAGGAUUUCCUUUUGUUGCUGUAGCUGCUCUACUUCUCUAUGUGGGCUGCUAUCAGAUAUCGUUUGGACCUAUUAGUUGGCUUAUGGUAUCAGAGAUAUUCCCACUUCGCACAAGAGGAAAGGGCAUUAGUCUUGCAGUGCUUACGAAUUUUGGCUCGAAUGCCAUAGUGACCUUUGCUUUCUCACCACUUAAGGAGUUGCUUGGAGCAGAAAAUCUUUUUCUUCUAUUUGGCGCAAUCGCUCUGCUCUCUCUUUUGUUUGUGAUUGUCUAUGUUCCUGAGACCAAAGGCUUGAGCUUGGAAGAAAUUGAGUCCGAAGUUUUGAAGUGAAACCUUUAUGGUGGGUUUUGUGGCAUUGAAGACAUCAUGUGUGCUUAAAUGUAUCAUGAAUCAAGAAAACCACCUUGUAAAUAUUUGAGUAGUUAAAUAAAAGAGCAUUGUUUGGUACCCUGAUGUUUAAAGUUCA